CCUUCCACCGGGAUUUUAUUGAAAAGGUCACAAAAGAAGAGAAGUAGGCGUGUCUUAAAAUUCCCUGUCACAAUCCCUCCCCUCCUCCUCACACAGUAAUUCACAUCACCAUCGAAUGUGUUUAUCCGUAGUGAAAGGUCGUAUCUCAAAUGAUGAUACGGAGUAAAUCAAGUCCCGCGAAACGUCAGAUUACUGUGGAAAACGAACAAUGGUGGACAUUAUCAUGACAAAAAUAAAUAUCGAGAUAUUAAUCCUAUAUUACGUCACGUUGGAGGUUAGCCACAGUCCAGCAAAGUGCUAACAUAACAAUGGAGAGGUAUAUGUAUUUGUGGAAAGGUCCUGAGAAGAUAUCAUAUACUUUCGGUGAUCAACCCAGUGGUCUGAUCUGCAGAUUGGCAACUGUCAAGGAUCAUGUAUUCGUUUCUACUACCACGAAUAAUCUCUACCAUGGAAUUGUUGCCAGACAUCAAGAAUCCGAAACCUGUCCACUACUGAUAUUUAAAAGAGUUCAGUUCUACGCCAUGGACAUCGCUACUAACUCUGACUAUUUGUUCAUUGUCAAUGAUGCUGGACAGGUCCUUAGAAUAGAUCCAAGUGAUAUGACGCUUGUCGAAACCAUCACUCUGAGAGAAGAGCCUAAAUCUUGUAGUCAUGGCUACAAAGCGGAUAAUGAAUCUGUAAAAGUAAAAUCGCUUGCAGUCAGCGACAAUGCAAUGUUAUUCAUUGCCGAAAAUGGACAACUCUGGGCCAAUGGAGACCAGCCACAAAUUGACAUUAAGACAUCUGAACCUAAGAAGGUAACGUUUUUUGAUGGUCGGAUUGUAUCCAGUGUAGCAUGUGGAGCAAACUUCAAUGUUGCGCUUGUCAGAAAAAUUCUAAGGACAAUGAAAGAUGAUACCGAUAGUGAAAAUGACCUAGAGGAAGAAGUCUUUGUCAGUUCUUGUCCCCACUGUGUAAGUGACGUAAUGUUAAGUCCAGUUAGUCAACCAUCAACGGACACUUGUCCAUUGGGACUUCAUGUGAGACAAUCGAGUGAAGAUCGCUCUACAAAUUCCACCAGUGCCCCUUCAUCGGCUAGCAAAGAUCACGACAAUGCUUUGCUCCUUGAUGACGAAAAGCGAUUCGAUGACCAUUCAAAAACUCUGACAAACGGUGAGAAUGUCUCUGAUGGUUUGCCCAUCGAACUACAACGAGAAGAGAAGAAGAAUGUGAUUUUUAUAAACACAGAAGCUGCCAGGCAAUUCUUAACCAGGCAAUUAUCUUGGGUGUCUUCGUAUGGAAAUGCUGGUGAGGAACUGCUAGCCGAAUGCGCUGACAGGCCAACAAGAAUAAUAAAACAAAAUGUGUCAAAUAUGGCGAGUCUUGUUUAUGAAGGGGUAAAAACUGUUGGUGAUAAAGUCGUCACGUUAUCCAGACACAUGAGCGGCAGUUCGGACAACAAUGAGCCGCAAGAUAGUGGUCAGGAUGGUUUGGAAGAUGGCGUCACCGGAGAUACUAAGCCCACAGCUACUAGUUUGGCAAACAGUCUUCGCUGUGAAGAGUUUCCAUGGUCAUCAAGUGCUGGCACUUCGGAGCGUGAACUGUCCGAACAGGGAUUGAACGAAAGAAUAAAUACACUAGUCCGUGCUGGCAAUAGUUUGCUUUCUACCGAACUUUGGACUUGGGGCGACAUUCAAUAUGGACAACUUGGCACUGGGGAUACCACUAAGAGGCCAAGACCAAUUUUGAUUGAAAAGUUUCAUAAUUUAGGGGUCAAAAAAAUUGUAUGUGGCAAUUACCAUGUACUUGCUCUGACGCUUGAUGGACGAGCCUAUGCUUGGGGGAGGAAUAAUUCAUUCCAAGUCACACCUCAGUCACCGACGGAUCAGAGCUCUCCCAGAUUGUUUAGCUGCGGUCCAAUUUCGUCCCAGCCUGAGAGAGUCAGAGAUAUGGCUGCCGGAGAAAACCAUACUUUAAUUAUGACCUCCUCAGGAUUACAAUUGAUGGGAAAAUAUAGCCUUGGAAAAACAGGAGAAAUUAUACAACUAAAAAUCCCAGAUGCUGUAGGAUACAGUGCAAAGCAAAUCUUAAGUUCAGGAUCUUAUAGUUGUUGUACUAUAAUAAAUCAGCCAGCUUGUGAUAUCUCAUCAGAGCUUACGAAUGAACAAAUAUUUCUCGAAGAAAUGCUAAUGGUUUAUCAGAAUUUAAUAAAACCAUUUCAAAAGAAAGGGGGUGCAACUCAGGAGUCCAAUGUGUAUGAAACAUUGUGUCAGUGCUACACGGAGCUGAUUAGUUUCACAUCUUUGAACGUUCUCAGUUUGUGGGAUUAUUAUGACCAUAACGGAGAAGCCUAUGAAGUUGUAAUAGUUGCAAGCAUUGAGGAGUACAUAACAGUUUACAAACAUUAUCUAAAUGCAAUAUGUGAUGUCGUAUCUUUGGGUGGUUUUACACACAUAGCCAGAAUAAUCGACGUACCACAAAUUUUGACUAGUUUAUUCAUGGACAAAGUUAAAGGAAGUAAAUCAAAAAAAGCUAACAACGAAGCAAUAAUAGCACUAUCUUUACAACAUCCUUUAAACAGACUGAACAGGUAUAAAGCAAUGGUACACAGUCUAAUAAGGAUCAACGGACCUAAACUAGGAAUAGAAAGGCUCCAAGAAGCACUUGGUAAAUGGGAGCAAAUAUGUGAUGAGCAAGAAAGGCGGCUAAAAGAAGCUGAGACUACUAAACAGUUUUGGGAAAGCUCGGGUAAAUUAGUUGAACUGUUGAGAUCUCCAGAUAGAAGAUUAAUCAGAGAAUCUAGAAGUCAUCCAAUAUCGGUAUUAAAUUGCGGAAGAUUUUCUACCCACUGGUUCGUACUGUUGACCGAUAUAUUGAUCCAUGUCAAUGGAACAUCACACACUGUUCAUCCGUUGCCUACACUAUGGGUGGAACCUCUACAGGAUACUGAUACAGUCCAGCAUGUUGCAUGGAAAAAGUUGACGAGAAAAGGAUUUGUAUCGAAUGCACUAUCUGUAACAACACCGGAAGAUAGUCUAGUAUUGUAUACACCAACACCUGCCGAACGUACAGAAUGGCUUCAGGCUUUACAAACUGCAAUAAAACGCAGCCUUCUACGAGUGGUGGGACAUGUUCCACCCUUAGUCCGAUCAAGCUCAUUUUCAUUCACAAAGCACAGUCUUUACAAAGAUGCCAAGUAUACCGGUCGUUGGUUGAAUGGCAAACCCCAUGGAACUGGAAAGUUAGAGUGGAGUGAUGGACGGAUGUAUGUAGGACACUUUCAUCGAGGAAUUAUGCAUGGUACUGGGAAAAUGGAAAUACCUACCCAAGGAAUAUAUGAAGGACAAUGGAAAGACGGCCAACAAAAUGGUUAUGGUACAAUGAAGUAUAUUAAUGGAGAUAUUUAUGAGGGAUACUUCAAGGAUAGCUUACCGCAUGGACACGGUAUAAAAAAAGAGGGCCAUUUCAUGGCAUCCGUUGCAUCUAUAUACAUCGGUGAAUGGAUUGCUGGCUUGAAACAGGGAUAUGGCGUUAUGGAUGAUAUUACAACUGGUGAAAAGUAUCUAGGGUUUUGGAAUAACAAUAUGAAACAUGGAUGUGGCUUGAUCGUGACAUUGGACGGGAUUUAUUAUGAAGGAGUAUUCAUGCAAGAUAUUUUGACAGGUCACGGCGUGAUGAUAUUUGAAGAUGGCACUCAUUACGAAGGAGAAUUUAGAUCUGCUGGUGUUUUCAGUGGCAAAGGCACACUAACUUUUAGUAGCGGUGAUAGAAUAGAAGGCAACAUGAAUGGGGCUUGGAACGAAGGUGUAAAAAUCACAGCUACGUUGCACAUGAAUGUCGCCAAUUGCAGCUCCCAUGUAAAUGCCAAACCAACAUCUUUUGGCAAACUGUGCGUACCACCAGAUCAAAAGUGGAAAGCAAUAUUUAGGCAAUGUUACCAACAACUUGGGGUUUCUGAACCAGGCUCCAAGAAUAACUCUACAGCCACUAAGAUUGGAGAAACUCAAAGAGUUUGGCAGAAUGUUGCAGUUGUUAUAACAAAUUCACAUCAAGAUACUAUACAACGAAGAAAGGACAUUGCGAGAGACUUGAACAGUAGUAGCACUAGUUGCAGGCACAAAGACCGCAGUAAUAUCAAUCAGUUGGAGAAAAUACCGCAAUUUGGAUGGGAUAGUCUGACUCUGAAAACCUACGACGAAGUGCAUGAUUAUUUGAUAAAAGCAUUUGAAAGUUUACAUCAUCCUCUUGGUACAUUAUUGACUGAAGUGGCAGCAGCAUACACAGCUACUUACGGAGGCGUUAGAGUACAUCCUUUAUUGCUAAGUCAUGCAGUUGCUGAGUUACAUAGCAUUACCUCGAGGAUCUACUACGUGGUUACUUUAUUAUUUCCCGCUUUACCACCCGGAGGUCAAGAGCUUGUACUAGAAACAGAAGACACAGAAGAAAGCAAAGUUGUGAGUGCCGCUGCUAUUCUUCACCCUAUACUUUUACCUCGUGUACAUUCGGCCCUUUUUGUAUUAUAUGCAUUGCAUAACAAAAAAGAAGAUGAUGCUUAUUGGAAAAGAUUAAUGAAGUGGAACAAACAACCAGAUAUCACUUUAAUGGCGUUUCUCGGCAUAGACCCGAAAUUUUGGAAGAGUGCUACUACCAAUCAUAUUGGUGAACAUCCACUGCCUAAUGAUGCAGAGCAAUUAUUUGGGGAUGCUGUUGAAACUUUGCAACAACUAAAAACGACUUUUUCUCCGCUUGAGAAGUUACUUGUCAUUAGAAACACAUUCGAACAGAUGACCCAAGUCGUUCAAAGACAGCUAGGCUCCACGUACCUAUGGACAAUGGAUGAAUUGUUUCCAGUUUUUCAUUUUGUUGUUGUACGAGCUCGUGUUUUACAACUUGGUAGUGAAAUCAACUUUAUCGAAGACUUUAUGGAGCCUUACUUACAAAAUGGCGAACUUGGGAUCAUGUUCACCACACUAAAGGCUUGCUACUACCAAAUUCUUCAAGAAAAAAUGAGUAUGAGUAAUUGAAUGCUAGGAAGUACGUAAU
This is a messenger RNA of Diprion similis, 5022 nucleotides long. It is a transcript of the gene Als2, whose product is annotated as alsin. The record is from RefSeq and is a predicted model, not a curated record. Lineage: Eukaryota; Metazoa; Arthropoda; Insecta; Hymenoptera; Diprionidae. The coding region runs from base 309 to 5003 and encodes 1564 amino acids. The transcript is spliced from 14 exons.